AUGACCACGAUGGAACACCACCAGAAUAAGCGAAAACGCACGACUCUGGCAUGCGACGCCUGUCGAGCGCGGAGAACCAAGUGUGACUCGCAGAAGCCGUCUUGUCGUUACUGUCAAACCCACGGACUUGACUGUCUCUACCAGGAUGCCCCAGCUGAACCCCCCAGUCGUGUAGAAGUAGAAUUGAAUGCCAUGAAUAAACGACUUGAUCAACUAAUCAGCUUAAUGCUUCCAGCGGAGCCCAUUUCCUUGGAUAGUUGUGCCGGGGAUCCGCCUACUGAAUAUCAUGUUUCGGCAGAUCAAGAAAACUCGCCGUUUGAUUUGCCUUCUAAGCUACUUGGUAAUCCAUCUGUUAUGCAUGCGCUUGGACUAGAUGCAAAUUUCGCGCAGGUCCUCACCCGAGGAGAACGAGUUACUGGGCCCGAAAGUCAUGCCAAUGCAGGUACACGGAUGCUUAUUGUUCAUCAUCGGCAUGCAGUGAGCGCAUUAGCAUCAUUCUCCGCUCGCGUUCACACCUGGUAUCCCAUUCUUCCAUCGGGAUUUUCGGAGGAGUACUUACGGGUACUCUCCGGUCCUUUACAUCCUUCUUCAGAAUCUUGCCUUUCCCUUCUUGUGGCCGCAGUUGGCCAUGUAGUAGAGGAAGAUGAGACAGUCCUAGAUACCCCAUACCUUGAAACAGCUCUUGCCUCCCUACCAAUCAUCAUCGCCGAUGGAAUGGAAGGUGAUGAUUCAACUGCCGUUGAACAAUCUCGGCGAGCAUACUGGGGUGCGCUAUUACUCGAGAACGAGAUUGGCGGCCAAUUGGAUGUUGCCAAUAGUGGUAUCUGGUGUCUGGAUGAACAUGUUCCACUGCCACUAUGCCACCAGACAUGGCAGUUUACGCCAGAGAGUACAUCACCAACAAUUGCCGCGCCUGAUUCCCCGGAUUUUGCACCAUCCACUAAUCCAAGAGUGCAAAAUAUGCGAUCAUAUUUCCUUACUGAGAUUGCUAUGAGACGUAUGCUACAUCGAUGUAACACAGCUGUCCAGGUGACGUCCGCUGGAAAAUACAUCUAUGCACCAGGUAUCGCACUGGAGCUAGAACGCCAGCUCGAGGAAUGGUACCACUACAUACCCGAAAUGGAUCGUUUUGGAAAAGGCGAUGUGUCACAGCCAUUAGAAUCGGUCGAUAUACCAUCCUGUCCUCUGUCAAAUUUCUUACGGGUCCAGUACUACUGCUGCAAGCUUUCCAUAUAUUGGCCUGCGGUUUAUCAGGCGAUGCAGGAUGGAGCUGCUACAAACCUCCUUCUGGAUCAUUGUCAAAGAUUCUUCGAUUCUUACGUGAUGCUAAUACCGAGUAUUGUUGCCGCAUUCCGUGACUGCCGGGUGAACAGGUGGACAUUAUUUGUUAGGUGGGUUUAG
Penicillium robsamsonii is the source of this 1401-nucleotide messenger RNA. RefSeq lists its product as uncharacterized. Gene Ontology annotation, biological process: regulation of DNA-templated transcription. The transcript is spliced from 5 exons. The record is from RefSeq and is a predicted model, not a curated record. NCBI's taxonomy places the organism in Eukaryota, Fungi, Ascomycota, Eurotiomycetes, Eurotiales, Aspergillaceae. The coding region runs from base 1 to 1401 and encodes 466 amino acids. Gene Ontology annotation, molecular function: zinc ion binding; DNA-binding transcription factor activity, RNA polymerase II-specific.